Ogataea parapolymorpha DL-1 is the source of this 1389-nucleotide messenger RNA. RefSeq names its product WD repeat-containing protein JIP5. Gene Ontology annotation, molecular function: protein binding. The record is from RefSeq and is a predicted model, not a curated record. The transcript has a single exon. Gene Ontology annotation, biological process: positive regulation of transcription by RNA polymerase I; rRNA processing. Bases 1 to 1389 code for a protein of 462 amino acids. Gene Ontology annotation, cellular component: nucleolus. Lineage: Eukaryota; Fungi; Ascomycota; Pichiomycetes; Pichiales; Pichiaceae.
AUGGUAAAAUCAGUUCCAGUUCCCUUGGUAGACCUCGACUUUGGUACCGAUCCCCUUUUCAGCUUUAGUGCACAUCCAAGCGAAAAUGCUCUUGUCGUUGGUUCGGGCACUGGACAGGUCAAGUUGCUGAGAUAUGACGUUGAAAAGUUGGAAAAUCAUAUAUUUCACUCUGCAGACAAAGAGUGCGCCCAGAUCGAUGUCAGAGCCAAGGAGCUUCAAGGUUCGGACUGCGUCACUAUGGGAUGGCGCACAAAGCGACACCAGGGUAGUUGCAGAUCCAUUAUAUUCGACCCAAAGGGUGAGUAUGUGUACUCCGCUGGUCUCGACAAGCAGAUAAAAAAAGCCAAAGCAGAAACAGGCGUGGUGGUCGCAAAAUCAGAAAUCCUUGCUUCCAACAUCACCAAGAUCUUAACUGUUCCUAACAAAGAUUUUCUGAUAGUGGGAACGGAGGAUGGUGAUGUUCUCUGUCUUGACUCCAACACCCUGAAGCAAACAUACCAAAUAAAAAAAGUCCACGAGGAUGCAGUCAAUUCUAUAAACCAUUACGUGCCAAAAUCUGAUUAUCAGUUUGUCACCACUGGGUCCACGACUCUCUCGCAUAUAGACAUCAGGAAGGAACAACCUCUGCACCAAAGUGAAGACCAAGAAGACGAGCUCUUAUGUUCUUCAUGGUUGGAUCCUACCAACCCCAAUACCAUGCUCUGUGGAAUGGGAGAAGGUGUGGUCACUGUGUGGAGGCCUGAAAUGAACGAUUUUGCGGACCAAAUCUCCAGAGUCCGCAUCAGCAAGGAGCCUGUGGAGUCUCUUAUUUCUGCACUGGAUAGCGAGGGCGAUCAUUUUUGGGCGGGUUCAUUUGACGGAACCGUCUCGAGGGUUAACAUCAGAUCGGGAAAGGUGGUUGAAAAAAGAGUGCAUAGCGAGACUGACGAGGUGUCAUUUUUGGACCUUGAUCAUGAGUACAGAUUGAUAAGUGCGGGGAUGGAUAGAUUAACUAUAUGGAAGGAAGCUGGGGAUGUCGAGUCUAGCAGCGACGAGGAGGAUGAGAAAGAUUUUGACGAGUCUGCUAAAAGUGAAGACCUCAGUUCAGAGGAGGAGGAGGAAUGGACAGGUUUUGGUGAUGACGAAGGGUCUGGCAACGAGCCUGACGUUUCGUCUGCGUCGUUUGAAGAAGAAAUUGACUCAGAUUCAGAUUCAGCUUCAGAAAAUUCUGAUUCUAACGAUGACAGGCCCGUUGUGCCUUUGAUCGAAAUCAAAGAAAAGCUUCUUGCUCAGCUGGAAGACUCCGACGAGGAGCCGCCUAAAAAACGUAAGAAGCACGUGAAAAAAGAGACCAAGAAGCAAAAAGCACACACGCAGGAGCAUGGGAUCAGGAAAUUCGACGGUCUGUAA